AUGUCAUCGAUAACCAACGAUCAGUUGUUAGAACACAAUUUUGUGAAUGAUAUGUCAAAUGAGAACGAACAGGACAUUUUGGAUGAAUUUUUGGACCAACGGGUGUACGAGUCGAUAAAUUUGCCUGAUAGUAACAGUAUUAAGGUGGAAACAGACGACUUGUUAAAUGAUUUUUACAAUAAUAACGACAGCAAUGAUAGUAAUAAUGAUGGAAGUAACUACGGAGGCGGAAGUGGUAACGCGAACUACUUGUUGAAUCAGUCGCAGAUGAAUACGCCUAAUAAUGAUUACAUGUAUCUUGAUAACAUUGGGUACAAUGGUACCAACAGCGAGUACACGAGUCCUACCGAUGCGCCUCAGAUGAACAUUACGAACAAGUUACAACUUUCUGACUAUGAUAUUGUGAGAGAUGAUUUGUCCAAGUUGAAGUUUGGCACGACCAAUAUGAAGCUGUGUCCCACAUCCGUGGAUGUGCCCGACCAGUCGUAUCUUGAUUUUUCACCGCAAGCCAUGGAUUCAUUACCGUAUAAAUUGACAUUAACCAACUUGCCCAGCUACUCGCGAGUGGAAACGCAGAUUAAAUUCAAGUUCGGGUUGAGUCCGCCUCCUCCACACGUUCUUUUACAUAUACCCCAAGAUUUAAUAUCCAAGAAUAAAUUCUGUCUUUCGAACGGGGUGGAUACAUUGGCACCUACCUUGAAGGAGAGCCUAUUAUAUUUGGACACAUACGUGUUGACGUCUGAUUAUAAGAAAUCGUGUAAUAUUUGUUCCAGAUGUAUCAAACGUGAGCAAAAGCGGGCGUCCAGAAGAAAAUCUGGCGUGAAUGGUAACGAAUCCGACGCGAAUAAUGACGCCGCUAAUGAUAACAACACCAAGGAAAACGGUAAGGGUUCUUCUAGCUCAUGGGCUGACGAUAAGAUGAUGAAGAAGGCAAUUAUUUUCAACUGUAAAGAAAUCGUUUCCUUUCCUCCCCCUAAUGGUUUAAAUAAUGAUUUAUCGAAAUCGUUAGACCUCUCUGCUAGAAUAAUAUGUUACUGCAGACAUCAUAAAGAAUCUCAAGGAUUCAAAUUAUUGUUUGUCGUGAAGAAUCACGAAGGAAAAGUGGUUGCAAAACAAAUUUCGUCAACUAUAAUGAUAAUGGAUAGAAAGAAAACCACUGCUGCUUCGAAAAAUAAAGUGAACGAAGACUCUUUACCUAAUUCUGUUUGUGGCUCGUCGACUAACUUGCAACAAAUGUCAGGAGACCAACAACAAAGACAACAAAGACUGCCUAAAGAAUCUGAUAAUGACAUAUUAUCAAAUUCUUUCCGUCAAUUAUCCUCCAACUCAAUAGAUGAAUCCAACUCUGAAGCCCAAACUAAUACCGACACUAAUACAUUUUCGGAGGGAAGAAACUUAAAGAGAAAGAAGUUAUCUGUGGACGAUUCGUUCAACACUCAAACUAAUCCUAUGUUUAAUGGCAGCGUCAACGCAUUGUCACCAUUAAGUAAUAGUGAUACCAAUACAUCCACGAGCAAUAUGUUGACAAAACCUAAUAAUCAAUUGCCUUCGCAUGGUCAACCAUCAUUUGGAUUAUCGCCAUUAAGUCAUCCCCAAUUAAAUACACAACAACCUAGAUUACCAUCAAUUCAAAGAAUUAUACCGGCCCAGGGACCAAUUAGAGGUGGAAUUGAAAUCACCUUAUUAGGGUUUAAUUUCCGCCAAGGGUUAGCCGUCAAGUUUGGUGCAAACCAGGCUUUGGCUACUCACUGCUGGUCAGAAACAACAUUGGUUACGUAUUUACCUCCUGCAUCGCAGCCAGGCCAAGUCUUGGUUAGUUUUGAAGAUCACGAAAAUGUGAUGAUAGGUGGACCACCUCAACAACAAAUCUUCACUUAUACUGAUGAUACCGACAAACAGUUAAUUGAAUUAGCCUUACAGAUAGUUGGUUUGAAAAUGAACGGGAAAUUAGAGGAUGCAAAGAAUAUUGCGAAAAGAAUCGUUGGUACCGAUAAUUCAAGCAUUAGUGGUACAAAUAGUAAUGUUGCAUCACCUGCCAACCAGCACAAUAUGAACCAAGCUAAUAUUGAAUGGUUUGAUAGCGCUCAUAAAGCUGUUUUACAAUUAACCAAAUCGGAUUUGUCAACUGAAGAAAUCUUGAUUAAUUUCCUUUCGUUAGUCGACCUACCAAAUUGCCCAAUCAUAAUACCAAAUUGGCAAUUAUGUAAUGGUCAAGGACAAACCUUAUUGCAUUUGGCCUCUUUGAAGAGAUAUAGUCAAUUAAUUAAAUUUUUGAUCACGCAUGGCUGCAAAAUUGAUGUUAAGGAUAAUCAAGGCUUAACACCACUUUUCUUAGCAUCUAUGUGCGGUUACAGAGAUAUGAUUCAAAUUUUUGUUGCAUGUAAGAGUAAUUGGAAUUUGAAAUUGUCAAAUGAUAAAUUAUUGAAAGAUUACUGUGAUCCAAACGUGUUGGAUGUUUUCAAUAGCUUAGAAGACCAGGAUAAUGAAAAUGAUGUGGACGAUUUCUCUAAGUUCCUCUCAAAGGAUAGCAAAUUGGCUAAGUCAUUGAGUUUAGAUUCGUUGAAUUCAAUGUUUGCUAUGAAUUUCGGGUGCCAUGUAUCAAAGAUGGUCAUGGAAGAUUCGGUCAAUCAUUCAGGUGGCUCAAAACUCGAAAGUGGUGAUAGAUAUCUCAUGAGAGAGGAAUUAAAUUCGAGAUCGAAUGAUAAUGACGGUAGUGGGUUUUCCCAUGCUGAUUCAGAUUUGGGUAACUCUGAAUUAGCCGAUUCUGAAUUAGCAGAUUCUGAAUUUGAAUCAAAUGACGAUGACAGAUUUUAUAAUGAUGAUUAUUAUGAAAGCGAAAGUGAUGAUGACUACGAUGAUGAAGAACAUGGUGAUAGUUAUGACAACAGAGAGUUAAAUAUAGCCGAAGUUGGCGGUGUUUUGAAUGAUAAUCAAUCUUUAUGCUCAAACUCAACUAUUUUGCCAUCGUUAUCAAAUAAUAAUGAUGACGAGGACGAGGAGGCCUUGUCGCAGAAUUCAGCAGGAUUAUGGCAGAAGGUUAAGAAUGUAUUUAGCAAUGAUGAAAGUGACAGUCAGUUACCAUCUUACGAUGACUUGUUUCCUUUUGGCCCUUCGUCAUUCCACCUGAAACCAAAAUCCUCUGUUGAAAGAAGCCUUAAUAGUGUUGAUGAUGAUUCAAAUACUGGUAAUAGUUCUAAGGUGAUUACUGGAACUUCGCGUGAUGAUAAUCAAGAAGAUGCGGGUGUUUCUUCAGAUUCUUCGGAAGAUAUGGUCAUAUCUUACAUUAAUCAUCCUCGCAAAAAUGUUGAAAAUGAUAAAAUGUUAUUAUUUUUCUGGUUCCCAGCAUUGGUCUGUAUUAUGGCAUUAUUUAUCUUCGUCUAUAUCAUGGGUUACAAGUUCGUGUUUAUUGAAGACUUCAAGCAUUACAUUAGAACAACAAUAGGAAAUUUAAUGGUUGGUAAUGAAAGAAUUGGUAAACUUUUUCACUCAUCAAAUGGAGCAGGGGUAGAGAGGGUGUUACUGGCAACUCGUAAGAUAAUUAACGAGUAG
Messenger RNA from Debaryomyces tyrocola, 3549 nucleotides. Lineage: Eukaryota; Fungi; Ascomycota; Pichiomycetes; Serinales; Debaryomycetaceae. The record is from the annotation of a GenBank genome assembly.